Molecule: messenger RNA, 2136 nt
Organism: Culex pipiens pallens (northern house mosquito)
Lineage: Eukaryota; Metazoa; Arthropoda; Insecta; Diptera; Culicidae
Gene: DCP1
Product: mRNA-decapping enzyme 1B
Exons: 2
Coding region: 330-1826 (498 amino acids)
Biological process (GO): positive regulation of catalytic activity; deadenylation-dependent decapping of nuclear-transcribed mRNA; deadenylation-independent decapping of nuclear-transcribed mRNA
Cellular component (GO): P-body
Molecular function (GO): enzyme activator activity; mRNA binding
Source: RefSeq, a predicted model, not a curated record
UUCGUUGGUCCGCAAAAAAAAGAGAGCCAUCAUCGUUUUCAUUCGCCAGCGGUCGCGGUUUGCGUGGAUUGCAACAUUUUGUGCGUGCCCGAGAAAAAUCUCGGAAAAAAGGUGUUUCUUUCUUCAAGCUUAGCUGUCGAGGAAGACCCCUUCCCGGUGGACACAGGUUCUGCGGGGUUGCGCGGUGCGUGAAAAGUGUGUUUUUGCAGGUUGUUUGAAGCUCGAAAGACAAAAGGAACCUGCAGGGGGGUGAAGGAAAAAUCAAAAGUGGAAGAAGAAGCAGUCGAGGGUUUCUUUUUCGCGGACACGGACGGAUCGCUUUUUUCCCGAUGGCCGAUCAGACCGAACUGCGUAUGAACCUGGUAGCCAUCCAACGCUCGGACCCGUACGCCAAGGACAUCAUCAACUCGUCGGCCCACGUCGCGUUCUACACGUUCAACACCGCGGAAAACGAGUGGGAAAAGACGGACAUUGAGGGGGCGCUCUUCAUCUACAGCCGGAACGCGGAACCGUACCACAGCAUCUUCAUCAACAACCGGCUCAACACGAACUCGCUGGUCGAGCCCAUCAACGGCCAGAUCGAGCUGCAGUCCCAGCCGCCGUUCCUGCUGUACCGUAACGAGCGGUCACGAAUCCGGGGCUUCUGGUUCUACAACAACAGCGAGUGCGACCGGAUCCGGGACAUAAUCUCGAAGCUGGUGGCCGAGUGCAACAACAACAUCGGUAGCGGAGGAGCAGGACCGGGUGACGUGAAGAAAGUCGUGACGAGUGCCGUUCCGGGACUAGACAUGGGAAAGACCGGUGCGAACGGGAAUGUCGCGGGUAAAAACGUGGACAUCUUCACCAUGCUGACAAGGGCCCAGGAGGACUUUAACAACAGCACCGGGAAGCAGCCACCUUCCCAGCAGCAGCCCCAACAGCAACAACAGCAGCAGGAGCCUGUUCCGAGUCGCAACCUGUCCGCGGCGAUCAACAUCGUUCAGCCGGCGCCCCAGCAGCAGCUGGACACACCGCAGAGUGUGGUCAAUUUCUUCGCAGCCGCAAAGCAACCGGCCGCCUCGGAAGUUCCCCUGUUCCAGACGCUGAUGUCCAACCCAGUGCACACGCUCGAGCAGAUCGAGAAGCAGCAUCGGGCUACGACGCCGCAGAAGGAUUCCGCCAUCGUGACCGGCAAGCUAACGCCCGAGGUCAGCGAUCUGGAGAACAGCUUCAAGUUGAUGGGCAUUCCCAUCAGUAGCGGACCGGCGCCAUCCCAAGAGCUCGGCACGUCCCCGCUGGCAACGUUCCUUAGUUCCACCAACCUGGCCGCGGUCCGGAACAACAAUCAACCGAUGCUUAAAACAAAGCCCAUCGAAAUCAGCGAGCUCGAAUCCCGCCAACAUCAACAGCAACACCAGCAACCGCUGCACGAACUACUCAAGAAAUCCGACCCGAUGAACAACUCUCUCAACGCGAGCAACAACAUUGCACCGCUCAACUCCACUCCAAACUCCGGUGGUGGCAGCGCCACCAAACCGGCCCUCAUGCCGCCGACCAUGUUCACGCCCGGGUCCAAAAACCUAACCGACCUUUUCGGCGCCAACAACAACAACGGCACCUCCGUCACCGAACUGCUGGUCAAGUCCAACAGCGCCAACAACAAUCACCACGCGGCGGCGGCAGCCGCGUCAAUGCCACCCGGAUUCUUCCCGAUGGCGACGGCCCCCUCCGUCGAACCGCUGACCCAGGCCCAGCUCAUCCAGGCCAUCAGCUAUCUCAUCAAGCACGAUCCGGACUUUGUGCGGAAGCUGCACGAGGCGUACCUCAAAUCGUUCCAGGCUUUAUAACUAGUGCGCGGCUAGAGAUCCAGGAAGAAGCGCGUCCCAGUGCCACCCACUAAGAAAUGAGAGACUUGAGCGAAUAGUGAACCCGUGAACGCGCGCGAGAGAGAGACUGGGCGCGAAGCCAGCGCGCAGAGAGAACGACGAUACGAUUUUUUUUUUUAUAAUUUUAAACACUUUAAGCGUAUUUUUCUUGUUCUGUUAUGUUCUUUUGUGUAGUUUUGACUCCGUACGGCCCCCUCUUUCCGCGUAAAAAAUAAUAAUUACAGAAUAAUACAUGUUGCUCCCCGGUUAAGCAAGGACAUUAUUACAGUCA